UCGAGUGCGUACCGUGUAAAGCGUGUGUUCACCAAUACGCUCGCCACCGCACCGGGGCUCGAAUUUUCGCGACAAGUGCGCGCGAACCUCAGAGCCCGCGUGGGUGGGCGCAUCAAUCGCAUAAAUCAGCCGCGGCUACCCUUCCAUUUGCACUGCGAUAAAUCAAAUUGAUUGUUGCAAAUUUUCAAUUUACUAGGAAGUAACCAUCACAAUCUGCGAUAAGGCGCAUCCGCCCACCGCCGACCCCCGCCGCUCAAAGCGACACCCAGUGAAGUUUACAUCCAUUAAAAUCAAAGUUAAUCCAAAUAGGCAAAGUCGCAAAGGAGAAUAAAGGAUAAUUGACAAAGCGGAGUUUAGUGCGCGGGACGAUAAAGGAUAAUUUGUGCGAUAACAUAAUAGUUAUGUGACUUCUGAUAAACGCAUUGAUAAACUUGUGUGUUUCAUCAAAUUUACCGAGUGAAUUAAAUUGAAUUUUAAAAAUAUUAUCGACUGGAUAACAUUUUGUGAGGCUAGUAUCUUCAAAAAGUGUGAUUUGUGCGAAAUUACAAAUUAAAGUUGAAUUGCGUGUCGGAUUUGAACUUUUUUCGGGGAAUACACAUUGCGUUCUGGCUGGACUGGAGCUGCCUAAAAAAAUCGCUGUUAAUCUGAUUAACUUGUAAUCAGCAAAUUUUCAACCGACCGGAAAGGUAAAUUUGAAAAAUUCCACCGCCCAGACACAUUUAUCGCCCCGCUGGGUGCGAUUCGACGGUAUCAAAGGUUAAUCAACGUUUAAUCCACGCGUCGCCUGCUAAAAAAUGAUUGCCGCUCAGGAUUAUUUGGAUAUGUGAUCUUCUAAACGUUAUUAAAUCAACGAAAAUAAAGAUGGCCAUUCGAGCAAUGGAGUAUUGGCGUUUUGUAUUCCUCCUGUGGAUACCGCCAAUCAUGCUUACAACUUCCAUGGAUAUUAGAAAACGAGAUAUGCAAAAAUACUCCGAAUGGCGUCAACUGUGGUACCCAAACUUCGGGGAAGAUUAUGCCAAGGCGGAAAAUUCUUUGGGUGGGGAAACGAAUAACACUGUUUCGAAUGUCACGGUACAAUUAGGCGCUACGGCUUACUUGCACUGCCAUGUCAGGAAUACUAAUGAUCGAACGCUGGCUGGAACAGAGCAAAUAUCGUGGGUGCGCCGCCGCGAUUGGCACAUCCUGUCGUCCGGCAUGUAUCCCUACACCAACGACGAGCGAUUCCAGGUCCUGCACGCCGAGGGCGCGGAUGACUGGACCUUGCAGAUCAAGUACGUGCAGAAGCGGGACAACGGCACCUACGAAUGCCAGGUUUCCAGCAGCGCAGGCAUGGUGUCCCACUUUGUCAAUCUAAAGAUUGUCAUCCCGGAAGCAACAAUACAAGGCUCCGGAAGCGGAGAACAUCACGUAGAUAUAGGCAGCGUUAUUGAUUUAGUGUGUAUCAUAGAAAAGAGCCCCACGCCACCGCAGUACGUGUUCUGGUAUCACAAUGAUCACAUGAUAAAUUACGACACUGCCAGGGGCGGCAUAUCCGUGGAGACGGUGCCCGGCGCGCGUACACAGAGUCGUCUUACCAUUCGAGAUACUAACGACGCAGACUCCGGUAACUACACCUGCUCAGCGAGCAACACUGAGCCGGCUUCCAUCUUUGUUUUUGUGUCCGAAGGAGAUAACGUCGACGCCAUAUUAAUGAGAAAAUCAUCGUGCGCCAUGUGCAUAGCCAGCCAACUCUUCUUACUUUUAUCAGCGAGCCUGGCUGCAGCUCUGCGAUAGAAACAACUACAUGUGUAAAACGUGGA
Messenger RNA from Dalotia coriaria, 1799 nucleotides. Its product is annotated as neurotrimin-like. Gene Ontology annotation, biological process: synapse organization. The transcript is spliced from 9 exons. Bases 862 to 1773 code for a protein of 303 amino acids. Gene Ontology annotation, cellular component: neuron projection membrane. The record is from RefSeq and is a predicted model, not a curated record. Lineage: Eukaryota; Metazoa; Arthropoda; Insecta; Coleoptera; Staphylinidae.